Oryzias latipes (Japanese medaka) is the source of this 7461-nucleotide messenger RNA. RefSeq names its product Rho guanine nucleotide exchange factor (GEF) 28a (gene arhgef28a). Gene Ontology annotation, molecular function: guanyl-nucleotide exchange factor activity. The record is from RefSeq and is a predicted model, not a curated record. Gene Ontology annotation, biological process: regulation of Rho protein signal transduction. Lineage: Eukaryota; Metazoa; Chordata; Actinopteri; Beloniformes; Adrianichthyidae.
AAGUGAGGGUUUUUGAUGUCCCAUAAGGCGUUAAGGUUGCAUUUCGUCCAGGUUUCUUGUUCAAACAUCACCCCGGAGGGCGGGUGUUACUCAGCCACACGGGGCCGUGGGUGCCUGCAGCCCGGUGAGGGGGGGCUGGGUCAAUGCUGCAAAGCAGGCUGGAGAGGAGAAAGAAGAAGCCGUCCUGACGGCGACACCUGCAAACAGUCAAACAGCCGCCCGGGAGAGAAGCAGAGAAGCGACGCCGGAACAGCCCGACGGGGAAGUAAAAGCGGCUUUCUGGAUGUCUGGACUGUAAACAGAAGCUGCUGGAGUUUAUUCAAGCCGGCAGGGGCACGACGGCAGGUAUCGAGUGGAUGAGAAGAACAUGGAGCUGAAUAGAAAAGAGGCGCCUUUAUAUGGACAGGUGGAGGCUCAGAUAAUAUUACAAGCAAGAGCUCCUGUGGACGCAGAGUUUUACGUGGUGACAAAAGGCUCCAGACUUACACAUGUAACCCCUGCAACAGCAUGCGAAGACGGGCGGACUCUCCGCUUCACUGUUCCAGGUCAUGACCUCGUGGAAGCUGUGUCAGUCACACCCUACAUUUGCACAAAGGAUCAAGUUAAUCCAUGUCAGGGUCAGACGACCCUUCAAUAUGUCAGGGAUCUUGCCCAGGAAACAGCUGAGUACUUAAGUGCAAACAUUAAGCAGCUUGACCUUCAGAACUACAGCGAUAUCCUGAAGAGGUUUCCUGCUUUGGGACUGGCCGUGGAUGAGGAAGUCUGUGAUGGACUGUCAGACUGCAGACGAAGUUCAGGCAGUGAGGCCGAUGUGACCCAGCUGGAUGAGGGGAUCACACAAGCCCUGGCUAACAUGGAUUACCCUUGGCAGUGGGAAGGCAAAGACAGUCAGCCCGGAGAAGAUUCUGAACAUCGUUCCAGAAAGAGUCUCCUACAACUUGCAGUGCGUCUGGGUUUAGUCCGUCUUACCCGUUUUCUAAUUCACCAACCGACAGGUCGGAGGGCUCUGGCUUUACGGGGUCAGAGGGAAGAAACACCUGUCCACUGGCCUCACGACACUCUUACGAUGCUGUCAAGUUCUUCAGGAUCUGCUGACGCCUUCUUUCCUGGUCUUUGGUGCUUGUGGUCCGACAGCUCCAGAAUGCUAAGGGUUUGUCCUAGGAGGGACUCUGUCGUCCUCACAGUGCAGCAGGUGGUUGACGGCGACCCUCAGGACGGCGUUCUGCUCCUUCGUAAAAGCCUUAAAGACCCCAGUGUCCACAAGCUGAUCAAAUUUCUCAGAGCUGGUGCUCCAGAGGAGAGGACGAGCAUAGACGAUGUUCAUCUGAGCGAUGAAGGCAGGGAGGUCCAUGUGGAGGAGGAUGUGCUGGUGGAUAAUGUUUUUGAGGAACAGCUGGUUUUGUCGCUGGAUGAAGAUGAGGAAUACUUGUCCUCAUUAUCAGUAAAUGGUCACCCUCUGCCGUCCAGUGAAGAUCAGCGGCAGUUCAGCCAGACUGUUAACAACACCGGGCUCCUCAUGAACAGCCAAAGCAGUCUGCAGACUCAGCUCCAGAAGAGUGAUGUUGAGGUCAGAGUUCGAGGUGUGACGUGCAGCAGCACGGGGACGGACGACUCUUUAUGGGACUCGGAAGACAUUCUUCUUGCAACCGACACACCUCCACCCCAUUUGGAGGACUUUCACCCCACCUGUGCACCGCGGCUGUCCCCCCUCCACAGACUAAGGAACUGUCCUGCCUCCUGCGAGCAGACGGGAGAAAGUCUGCUGGUGGAAACCUGCGACCUCAGUCUGGUGGCUCUGGAAGUUAACAGUGAAGAAGAAAACGAGCCAAACUCUCCACUGUCCAUCCUUGAGAAACCCAGUUUGAAAGAUUUAAGGGACGAAGGAUGUCGGUUGCGCUCCUACUCCUCCUCCAAAAUCAGUUUCCGUCCUCGGUUUUCUAAGGAGCACCCUGCAUCCGACAUCAGCUCCGAUGCUGCGCUCCACAGUGUCGGCCACAGCCGAUCUCUCCUUCAGGCCCUCUCUCUGUCUAAAUCCACCCUGUCUCUGUCUCUGCUCCACCAUGGGAAGCAACGAGCCUCCAUCAUAUCGGAUCAGUCGCACGAGAAAAGGGAGAUUAGGUUCCGUAAGCGCGCCCAGUCUGCUGACGAUGAGGGCAGCAUGGAGCUCGCAGAGUCGCUUCAGCAUCUCACCCUGUCUGAGUUUCUCAAAGAAAUUGAAGAAGAGGAGUCUGAUAAAUACAACAUUCCAGCCAAGACUGAAUCGGAGAAGUACAAAGUCAUUCGUACCUUCAGUUUUCUCAAGAGCAGAAUGUCCAGUACGCGCAACAAGAGCAAGGGGAAAGGAAAGGACCGAGAGGCCAAGGACAAGCAGCUGAAUGGACAUCGCUUUGCGACAGGCUCCUGUUUAGGAGCCCCGCAGUGCGUGGUUUGUGACAAACCGGCUUCUGGAAAAGACCUCCUGCAUUGUCCAGAUUGCACUGCCAUUGUCCAUAAGGCCUGCAAGGAGUCUGUCCCCCCGUGUUUGAAGAAACCUCAGGACAAAUAUGCCGUUUCCACGGUGAAGAACAGGACAGCAUCCCUUCCACAGAACUUCACAGUCAGGGACAGUCCUCAGUUUUCUGCCAUCCCCAUCUCCUCUUCUCUGCCGGUCAUGACCCCAAAGGAGAGGAGAGAUGCGUUGACCCAGUCAUACUCUCCUUCUGGAAGCUUACCCAACAGUGACAGUUUACUCAGCGAGAGCUCAGAAACUGAAUUGGAGGUCCAGAAGCUGAACGGCCAAUCAGAAGAGUUUGUGCCAACCCCGUUGUCAUCCACUUCCACCGACUCCUGCUUUGCUGAAGACUGUUUGGACUCAUUCGCACACAGCUACAGUGACGUCUUGACGGAUUCUGUGGACUUUGAGGCGGAGUCGUGGAGUCUGACAGUGGAGCACAAGUUUAGCAAGAAGCAGGACAAACGUGAUGCCAAGAGGCAGGAUGUCAUCUAUGAGCUGAUGCAGACGGAGUUCCAUCACCUGCAGACUCUGCACAUCAUGGGUGAGGUUUUCCGACGAGGCAUGAAGGAGGACGUGCAGCUGGAUGCUGACACAGUGGAGCGGGUCUUCCCCUGUCUGGACCAGCUGCUCGCCCUUCACCACGCAUUCUUCGGUGCCCUGAAGGAACGAAGACACAACUCGGCCGUCCCGCAAGAACACAAGAACUACCUGAUCCACCAAAUCGGCGACAUUUUGCUACAACAGUUUUCAGGUGAGAGCGGAGAUAAAAUGAAGCACGUGUACGGCGAAUUCUGCAGUCGUCAUAAUGAAGCCGUCAGUUUCUUUAAGGAGCUCCAGCAGCACAAUAAGAGAUUUCAGAGCUUUAUUAAGCAACAAGGAAGUAACUCUUUGGUGAGACGGAGGGAGAUCCCAGAGUGCAUCUUGUUGGUAACUCAAAGGAUUACAAAGUACCCAGUACUGCUGGAGAGGAUCCUGCAGUAUACUCAAGAGGAGACAGAGGAGCACAGCGACCUGUCGAAAGCUCUGGCUCAGAUUCGAGAGGUGAUAGCAGCCGUGGACCAGAGGGUCAGCGAAUACGAGCGCCACCAGAGGUUACAGGAAGUGUGGAACCGCAUCGACAGCCGCAGCAUGGCCAAGCUGAAGGACGGAUGCACUGUCCGCAAGCAGGACAUGAUGAGACCGGAGCAAAUUCUGAAACACCAGGGCCUGCUUCUGUGGAAGACUGCAACUGGGCGCCUUAAGGAUGUUCAGGCGGUUCUUCUCACGGACCGGCUCAUCUUCCUGCAAGAAAAGGACCAGAAGUAUAUAUUUGCCACAGUGGACCAGAAGCCCCCCGUCAUCGCUUUGCAGAAGUUGAUAGUUCGGGAAGUUGCCAACGAAGAAAGAGGCAUGUUUUUGAUCAGUGCCUCGUCUUCAGGUCCAGAAAUGUACGAGGUCCACACUUCCUCCAAAGAUGAACGAAACACUUGGAUGAGGCUCAUCAGAGAGGCCGUGGAAAGCUGUCCAGAGGAAGAAGAGGAGUGGGCAUCUGAAUCAGAAGAAGAGAAGAAAGCUGCUAAAGCUCGUUUGCAGAAGAUUCAUAGACUGAAAGAGAGCUUGAUGAUCCAGGACCAGCAGGUCUGCUCCUGCCUGGAGGAGAAGCUGCAGAUCUACACAGAGCUCUCCUCUCUAAAUGGGUGGACGGGAGCUGCUCAGGUGGAGGCGCGACUGCAGGUCCAGCCGCAGUCCGAGGAGCUGCCACAGGCUGCAGGGCUGCUGGCUGAAGCGCUGCAAGCGGCUAAGAAGCUGAAGGCCACAUUGUCCUCUGACGCCUGUUCUCCAUCAGAGUCCAACCAGGACUCAGACACUGACUGUCCGCUCCCUGACACCCCCACAGAGCCCACGUCAGACUUCUCUGAGGACUCGCCGGAUAACCCAGAGGCUGGCGAAGGCAACUGGAUGGACGCUUUGGUACUGCAGACCUCACCUGAGCUGAAAAACAGCAAUCUGGGUACCAUUGACUCCAUGGUGGCUGAAAGUGUCCAAAACCUGACUCGGCUGUUGUACAGUCUGCAGGCCGCCGUGGCCAUCCAGGACACCUGCUACGAGGUCCAGAGGCUCCUCCUGGAGGAGAGUGGGCGCCCCUCGCCCCGGGCCCAGCGGGUGCACCUUUCCAGUCCCUGGGCAAACACCUUACAGGAGCAGGAAAAGCAGCGCAACUUGGAGAAGCAGAGGGAGGAAGUAGCCGCGGCCCAGCGGCUCCGUGACAAACUGCGCCAGGACAAGGAGCGCUGGGAGCGAGAAUGUCAGGCUAAAGAAAGCCAGCAGGGGGAGCAGGAGAGCAGACUGCAGGAGAGGGAAAGGCAGUGCCAGCUGACUGCAGAGAAGCUCAAGCAGGAGAAGAAAGAGCUGGAUGGACAACUGGAAGAGUACCAGCAGAGCCUGGAGCGGCUGCGCGAGGGCCAGAGGAGCGUGGAGCGGGAACGCGAGCGUCUGGACAGCCAGCAGAGGCUGCUCCAGACCUGGAAGCACGGGCGUCAGAGCAGCCUGCCUGCUGUCAUACCUCACAUGAUCAUCCCCCUGGAUGGGCAGCAGACUUCACCACCGAGUCAGUCCAGAGGGCAGGCCGGUAACGGCUCUGUGUUCGUGAACGAGGCCGUACUCACCAGCACCAACAACCGCCACCAUAAGAGAAAUGGCCCCAGCACGCACAACUGUCUCAACACCCUGCUGGCCAGAACCAACGAUAGACGUUCUGCGAUGGUUCCACCUCCUCACAGCCAAAACUCAGACUCCCAGGACUGGACGGUGGGAACCGGGUACCUCUGCAGCCCUGCAGAAACCUUUGGACUUCAGCACUCAAGCACAGAUCCCAGCUUCAACUGUGAGACCUGGACGUCAGCAGCAAGCGGAGCCAACCCAUAUCCAGUGUUCCCGCACCCCAGUGACCCUCAGCUGGACCUUAGCACGCUGGUUUCCUUGGAGACUGACAGUGAUGGGGAGGAGAGCAGGGAGGAAACCAUUGUGUACCUCUGAGUUUGGACAGAGUUCAUGCUCCUAAAGAGCCAGCACUGCAGCUGUGGGAAAGAUAUGACAUCCAUGAGGCAUAUAUUUAAUGCUGUAAAGUAUUUUGUACUGAAAUGUAUCUGCCUAUUUUGUCCCUUUCUUUUUUUGUAAUAUAUAUAUAUAUAUAUAUAUUUGGCCAAAAGAAGAUAAAGAUUGUGUUUCAUGUGUCUUGCACCUUAAAAGAAGGCACCACUUGGGUGUUCAGUGUCACUUUUUUCUAUUGCGCUCUGCUUAGGGUUUCUUUUUUCAUCCUUUUGUCUCCCACCACCAUAACCUUUCCCCUUCUCUUCCCAUCUGACUUACUUCUUUACCCGUACUGCUUUUUCUUUCCUAGCCACACACAUUUCGUCCCUUGGGCUGUGUAUUUAUUUUAUUUGCAGCUGGGGAAGAAUAAAGAUACCGCAGCCCAUAUCAGUGAAAUACCAGGCUGUAUCUCUCCAGCGUCCGAUUGUCCUGCUGUCUGCCGAGCUCUCAGCAGAAUAUUUGAACAGAAAAAUAAGGCCCACCAGCUAAAGUCCCACUUUCUUUGGUUUGUUGCGUAUGCCAUAAUUUAUAUUUUAUAUAUUUUUUUAAUUUUCUGUAAUAAGGAUUUCAUUUACUGCUGAAAUGUGUGCAAAAAUUUAAAAGAAAAGUUGCUGCUGAAUUUAUGUGCUCAUUUAAUCAACUAUAAAAAUCAAGACAAGUUAUCUUUGGAGCAUUAAGAGGCUCAACAAUUGAUUUUAGGUACCCAGAUCAUAAAAAAAAAGAUCUCAGAUAUUUUACCAAGUCUACAUCUAUUAUUAAACACACCCUCUUAUUUGUUUACAGUUGAUUGUAGAAAAAAAUCUGGUGAUUAAUUAUGAAACAACUUUAUGCAGUGGAGCAUUGGUUUGAUCCACAUGUAAUCGGUUCAUUAGCCAAAAAUUUGGGCAUUUAGGAUAAUGGUCAUCUGUCAUUUUCCUUAAUAUACUCAUUUGUCUAGCAAGCCUCCUAGUGGUCUGAAAACAGAGUAAAGAACGAAAACUUAAGUCUCUCAAAUUUGGCCCCCAUGUGUCCAUCAAAUCGCUAAUGACGGACCCCAAUAGAUGCUGAACCUUUUAGUCUAAUUUGGAACAAUUAUGGAGUUAAAGAGUUACAACAAAGAAGUACAUGUUUCUAUUUAACCGGAUGCGGUUAAAUAGAAGUUAAGUUGACUAAGAAAACAGUUAGCUGCUAGCUAACUCAGUGCUUUAACAGCUAUUAAGCAACAAAAAAAACACACUAAGAUAAAAAAAAUCAUUUUUAGACCAUGAUUCACAAAUCGUUGUCUAAGGUCAAAGCUCUUUUUCAAACUUUUUUUUUUGUCUGCUCCGGAUUCACAUCGAUUUGAAUAAUGAAAUACUCAGAAGUUUUAAAUUUCAUUUUCCUAAUAUAUGUCCCUUAUCAGAAAAAUCCCACAAGAACGUGUUUAAAACAGAAAAACCGGAUUUUCACUAUAGGGGGGCCUUAAAAUAAUUCUUCAAGUGCCUAAAGCAACAGUAAUUAACCCAUUUUGUUGAAUUCAACCCCGAACUUUAUGCGUAAUGUAGCAUGUUUGAAUUCUGUCUCUUGUUUUCCUUUAAACACAUCUGUGCCAGUGCUUAAGAUUUGUCCCAGCAUCUUUUUCAUAUGUUAACAGAUAUGAAGUGGUCGAAACUUUGUUAGAUUUUUCUACCACUACUAAAAGGGCAGUGGCAUAUUUUGAUGUACCAUGUACAUAUAUUUGGACUUUUAUUUAUUCAUUAAAAACAAAAAGUGAUGUUCUGUGUUUUGCAGAGAUGUUCUCCUGUUGUGAACCAUGUUUACUUACAGUGAACCUGUGUAUUCAAUAAUCAGACAUGGCUGUGCUGACAGGUAAAGUUGAUUUUGUGAAGAAUUUUAUUACAAUAAAUUGGAAAACAAAAUGCUGAAACGUAAACACAGAA